This is a messenger RNA of Lethenteron reissneri (Far Eastern brook lamprey), 2540 nucleotides long. RefSeq names its product sorting nexin-10-like. Lineage: Eukaryota; Metazoa; Chordata; Hyperoartia; Petromyzontiformes; Petromyzontidae. Gene Ontology annotation, cellular component: endosome. Gene Ontology annotation, molecular function: phosphatidylinositol phosphate binding. Gene Ontology annotation, biological process: vesicle organization; intracellular protein transport. The record is from RefSeq and is a predicted model, not a curated record.
UGGGAAGGGGCUUUGAGGGGGGUUCGUGGAGUUUGCUUUUGAAGCCGGUAGCGCUUGUAAGUGCAGCUCCACGGCGCAACCUGCUUGGUUGUUUUUGCCGCACCGCCCUCUGCCGGUCACCACGUGGCACCAUCAACAGCUGAGAGCCGAUCACACGUCUGGGUCUAGGCAGCCUUGUCACCCAAACAAGCAACUGCCGUCUGCUAGGCUUCAAUACAAUUCUGCUUCGCUUGCGAGAUCAUUGAACUGUGUAGUCGUAGUAGUCGUUGUAAUAAUAAUUAGACGGGUGACUUGGCGAGAAAACCCUUUGUUAGUACAAGUGGCGGCGGCGGCGGGGGGAUGAUUUCUGGCCCAGUUUCGUUUCAUCGCCAGCCUCGUGGGGUCGGGGACACGGGGAGAGGGCCUUUCGUGCAGCCAAGUGGACCUACGAUGAGUGGUCGGUGGUGGUGAGCGACCGUCUCCUGGCCUGGUAACGUUUGCACAUCUUCUGGUGGCAGUGAAACAUUUUUUUGAGCUCGAGACGUUGAUGCCACGAGCAAUGGAGAACGCAAAAGAGGAGUUUGUGGAAGUUCGCGUCCGAGAUCCCCAAAUCCAGGACAGGAAUUCAUGGCAUCCUCACGUGGAUUAUGAGAUAUUCUUGCACACUAACAGCAUAAGUUUCACGCGCAAGGUGUCUUGCACCCGUCGUCGAUUCCGGGAGUUCGUGUGGCUGCGCAAGUGCCUGGAGAAGAGCACGAAUCUUGAGCAGCUACCGGACCUGCCACCCAGGAACCUCUUUUUCAGCUGCUACAACGAAAAUGACGUGGAGAUGAGGAGGCAGGGCCUUCAGAACUUCCUGCACAGGAUAGUGAAGAUGGUCAUCGUGCUGUCGGACAGCCGCCUGCACCUGUUCCUGCAGAGCCGCCUGAGCGUAAGCGAGAUGGACGCGUGCGUCUCUGGCCUCACCAGCUUCUCCGUCCACGAUGCCAUAAUGUGCCAGCAGCGUGCCGGCUGCCGCUUCCCGAUGGAAGAGCCGCAACCGCAGCAGCCGCGACAGCAGCAGCAGGAGGAGGAGGAGGAGAAUGAGGUGGCUUCUGCUAGGGAUGCGUCGCCCCCUCGCAAGAGCCACCCAGAUGUACUCGCCAUGUCCACGUACGAUGGCGAAGGAGAGAAACCCUGCUGCGGGGAAUAUGACACAGAGAGUGAACAGGACUCUGUGUCGGGCUCACACAACAAUUGCUUGGAGUAACCUCGAGCAACAUCACAGAGCAGUGUUACUGCAAGGAGCCAGCAGAGGGAGCCAAAGCAGAAAGCAUUCAGCUUAACCAACCCAGCAGCUGACAUCUCCUGGCUUUGAAAUGGACCAGCUACCAGCAUGUACCAAAACGCUGGGCAACUGGGAUCUGGCAAAUUCCCGACAAUCAAUCCACUGCUGGAUUAGGGUCUCACCCAUGCAGUGCAGGUCGUGGUGGGUUGUAUGGCUAUACCGCAGUAUGCUGGUGCGGUCUGGGUUGGUGAAGACGCAGAACCAUCGACAGGAGCAUGGCAGUGCAAUGGAUUGUGCUGCACUGCCCUCUGCUGCCCACAAAGUAGCCCAGGAACAGGCUGAAACACCUGUUUUAUGCACAGUGAAAUUGGGACCUGUCAAAUCCCCGCACCAUUAUAGCCUCUUGAAAAUCACCGUAGAGUCCGUAAUGAUUUUGAUAUUUAAUGUAUACACGUGUGCGUGUGUGGGGCUAAGUUUUGGGUCCGACACAGCUUGUAAAGGGGUGUGUGUGUGUGUGCGCGCGUCUUAAAUGUUGGAAGUGGUGGCAGUUGUGCUUGCAUUCACAAUUGGAUCUUUAACCCCACCAAAGCUAUACUGUGAGCAAUAUUGCUUCUUUAUCAUCUUGGUAAUAUAUUUUAAGGUGUCACUUAUUACUUUAUGAAUAAAUGCAUUAAUUUUUUAUUUAAAGCUUUCGUGACUGCGGGGAUUCAUAUUCUUGGUUCUUUACCGAAAGAACCAAGAAUAUAAAGAAUAUAAAUGCAUUAAUGUUUCACCUUUACCUCCUUUAAUGUACGCAUUUGUACAUUUUGGAGUUUGAAAACAUGCAUUGUGUAGACAGAUCACAAUUCAGCAUACAAAAAAAAAUCAGUUCACGAUAUAAAAUAUCAGCUUCAUAAUUAUGGAUGGCACAUUGCCCGUAGUUCAAGAUACUGUGGUAUAAUACGCUUUGCAAUUAUAAAUGUUCCAAUGUUUUAGAAAAAAUUUUUUUUUACAUAGAAUAGAAAGCUAAUAUAAGAGUAUAAAUUAUUUCAAUGUUGCACUGGUUUGUAUCCUGUCAUUACGAUUUUUAUUUUAUUAACAUUUCCUAAACCACAUGCAGACAUGUUUACGAAGACAGCAAUUAGAUCAAACUGUGCAAUACGUAUACUGUGCAGUAUUACUUUAUACAGUGUUGAAAGUAAUAUUUUCAGCUGGUGAAAAGUGAACAUUUUUUGGUAUGGCUUGUAUGAUCAUUGUAAAUUCUGGGACGAAGUUGGUGCUUGAAAUGUUUAAUAAAUAUUUCUGGUAUGCAGCA